UCUGCCUCUGCAUUGCCAUUUCAAAAACCUUCUUCCUUCAAGCCGAAGGUUUGGUGGGAUUUGUAAGUAAAAUCAAGAAAUCGAAGCUGAAAAGAAUCCCAGUGGGCUGUUCCUCCUCCUCCUCCUCCUCCACCUCCCCGACAGGUCUUCCACUUCCCACUUCGCCUCAAAUCCACCCGAUAAUGCAUCCGAAGAAGGAUAGCAGUAGCUCAUUUUGACAUUUCUAGGGCUCUUUCUGCUCUGGGUACCCUUUUCUCUGAGGAGGAGGAGGAGGAGGAGGAGGAGGAGGAGGAGGGAGAGAGAAUGAAGGAGUUGAUUGGGGGGCCCGGGACCUUGAGCGGGCUGCUGCUGAGGAUAGGGCAAUCUGCCUUUGCUGCUGCUUCUAUCGGCGUCAUGGUUGCCGCGAUAGGGUUCUCUGGCUAUACUGCUUUCUGCUAUCUGAUAGCAUCAAUGGGCCUUCAAGUGUUGUGGAGCUUUGGACUGGCAUGCCUGGAUGUCUAUGCUUUGAGAAGAAAGAGAGAUCUUCAGAACCCAAUCCUAGUGAGCCUUUUUGUUGUUGGUGAUUGGGUCACAGCUACAUUAUCACUUGCUGCUGCCUGUUCAUCAGCAGGAGUUGUUGUUCUGUAUGCCCGAGACAUGGACUUUUGCAGGGGACAGAUGUUUUCCUCGUGCAGAGGUUUCCAAAUUUCCGUAGCAUUGGCCUUCAUUACGUGGGUCCUUAUCGCCAUAUCAUCCCAUGUUAUGUUCUGGAUCCUUGCUUCGGUAUAGUCGACUUCGAGCAACCUUAGACUCUGACGCCUCCAUGUAGACAUACCAAAAUGUCCCAUGUUCAAACAUGUAAAUUCCUGUUCAUCUGAUGUCGUUGCCUGUGGUUCAAUCAACUGAUCUGUUAAAUGCCUUUAGUUUGUGGGCAAUUUCCAGAGUUUCUUCGCGCACAUGAAGUGUGUGCUGCCAACCUAAUGUUGUCUUCCCUCCCCCCAACCCCCCCGCCCCAUCUUCCCCUUCCGAUUGAUUUCGAUUUGUUGAGGCGAAGGAGAUAAGUUGCCUUGUCGCAUCCUGAUUUUUGGCCUGCUCUCGUUGUAAAUACACAGAUGGCUUGAAUUUGCUUUGUUCAAUUCACGGAAUAUGAUUAUGGACACAUUGACAUGUAUUUAUUUAAUUUGCGCUUG
This is a messenger RNA of Punica granatum (pomegranate), 1169 nucleotides long. NCBI's taxonomy places the organism in Eukaryota, Viridiplantae, Streptophyta, Magnoliopsida, Myrtales, Lythraceae. The record is from RefSeq and is a predicted model, not a curated record.